This is a messenger RNA of Helicoverpa zea (corn earworm), 1236 nucleotides long. RefSeq lists its product as uncharacterized. The record is from RefSeq and is a predicted model, not a curated record. Bases 1 to 1236 code for a protein of 411 amino acids. NCBI's taxonomy places the organism in Eukaryota, Metazoa, Arthropoda, Insecta, Lepidoptera, Noctuidae. The transcript has a single exon.
AUGGUUCAGUUAACAUUAGCUUCAAUUUCUAAGCAUCUAACACAAGAUGUCGUAGAUAAAGCAUUUAAAUUGCGAACGAAUAGUGAGGACAAUGUCCAAAGUGUGGAAAUAACGAGAGCUGCCCCCGCAGGAGAAGGCUUGAUCAGUGCUGUGUACAGAAUCAAAGUGACUGGCAAGAACCAUGAAGCCAAGUUUGUAGUAAAAGGCCUAAUAAGUGAUGCAACGUUGAGAAAAUCGCUCAAUUGUCAAGCACUUUUCGAAAGAGAAGCUUUAUUUUUCACAACUCUUUUACCCAUCUUGUGUGAGACCCAAAUCGCCGCGGGGGCAAAAGAGAGGAUUCAGAAUUAUCUACCAAAGUGCUUCGACUGUCACCUUGAUGGUAAUGAUGAUUAUAUUUUGAUGGAAGACAUGUCUGAGAGCCAAUGUUCAGCUAUAUCUGUAUUUCCAACUGUAUACGAAAGAAACUUGACUCUCAAAUCGCUGGCGCACUUCCACGCUGUGUCUAUGGCCUUAAGGGUUAAAAAACCUGAUACUUUUGCAAAAUUCGCAAAUGGAUUAAAUGAAGUUUAUUACAAUGAGAAGAAUAGAGACUGGUAUGCUAGCUAUCUACAGGAAAGUAUAAAUAUAGAUAAAAAAGUUAUCGCAGAGUUUGAAGAUCCGGAAAGAAUUUACUAUAAGAAAUUUAACGCAGUCGUUAAUGAUGAUCUUUAUGGGCAAUUGAUUCGUAUCGUAAAUAGUCGAGGCGAUCACCCUGUAUUUAAUCAUGGAGAUGCUUGGUGUUCCAACUUCCUCUGCUGCAAAGAUAAAGCUGUAGCUAUUGACUUUCAAAUAUUAAGAUGUGCCUCUCCUGCUACAGAUUUGUCGUACUUCAUAAUGAUGUGCAGCAGCCUGUGUCAAAGCAAGGAAGAAUUUUGGGAGGCAGUUGAAGUUUACUAUCUUUCUUUAGAGUAUUAUCUGGCUGACAUGGGGGUGGAUGCGAGCAAAGUAUUUUCAUUUCACAUGUUAAAAGAGGAAUUGAAGAAGUACGGUUCAUACGGUUUGCUAGCUUCCGUAACAUCGUUUCCCUUGUUGGCGAACGAACGUUGGGACACUCUACAAUCCUUUGAAAAGAAGUACCCCGAGUGUGAGCGCAUACCACUAGAGGAGCUAUGGCCGUUGACUCCAAUUAAACACGAGGAACACAAGAUGCGGCUAGUGAAUGCCGUCCGCGUGGCUGUAGACGUUGGCUUAAUCUAA